UUGUGGUUCGUCUAAAGCGGCAACUGGGGCUAGCGCAGGUGGCCGGUGAGUUGAAGACCGACCCAGAAGGGCCGAAGUGCACCACUCCAGACAUGAUUACUCAGGGCCAAUUUGAUCAGGAUCACAGAGUUGUUGUGAGGGCUUAAGAAGGGAAGCAAUCCAACAAUAUCCAGUUGCUCUCUCUCUCUCUCUCUCCCUCUGUCAAACAACCCAGCCAUGUCUCCCAGCAAGUUCACCUCCACUGGAGAGGAAACUUCACAGCCAGAGAAUGGUAUUAUCAAUUCAUUUUCUCUCUUCUCGGAGAAGGCAGUUGAUGAAAUUCUUCAACCUCCAGUUCAGGGAACUGAUGACCACCUUAUAGAGUUCUCAGAAGCUAUGAGAACUGUUGCAAAGACCUUAAGACGUGCUGCUGAAGGAAAGGCUUCUGCUCAAGCUGAGGCAGCUGAAUGGAAGCGUAGAUAUGAUCUGGAGAAAGCUCGGAAUCUGCAGUUAGAGCACAAAGAGCAGUCACCUGGAGAGCACGAUGGUGAUUAUUGUGAGGCAGUCGGUAACUUUUUCAACCAACCAGUUUCGAGUAAUGAAGCUAAUAAGCAAUUCGAGAAGUGUUGUGGGGAGAACGGAAUUUGCUCCCAUGAGGUUCUUCGGGAUGGGGAAUCUGAUUCUGGUUCCAAGAUGGUCAGAAAGGCUUCAUUUAGGCUUUCAUGGUGCUGCAAAGGCGAGCAAAGUGAUCAGCACAAACAUGACAUUGUCUCUUUUGAAAGAGGGAAUAUAACUACUGCAGGACGCAGCAGUAGGCAGAUCUCUUUGAGGUGGGAAUCACAACCACGGACUGUGCUUAUUUUGACCAAACCAAACUCAAUCUCUGUUCGAAUUCUAUGUGCAGAAAUGGUCAGGUGGUUGAGAGAGCAGAAAAAAUUAGACAUAUAUGUUGAGUCACGUGUGCGAGCUGAACUAUUAACAGAAUCAUCUUACUUCAAUUUUGUACAAACUUGGAAAGAUGACAAGGAAAUUUUGCUAUUGCAUACAAAAGUUGACCUUGUAGCAACUCUUGGUGGGGAUGGAACGGUCCUUUGGGCGGCAUCCAUGUUCAAAGGACCAGUUCCUCCUAUUGUCCCAUUUUCUUUAGGGUCUCUUGGCUUUAUGACCCCUUUCCACACUGAACAUUACAGAGAAUGCCUUGACUCAGUUUUAAAGGGUCCCAUUAGUAUCACGUUACGACACCGUUUGCAGUGCCAUGUUAUUAGGGAUGCAGCUAAACAUGAGUAUGAAACUGAAGAACCAAUACUUGUUUUGAAUGAGGUUACAAUUGAUCGUGGGAUAUCGUCAUACCUCACAAAUUUGGAAUGCUAUUGCGACAACUCCUUUGUCACUUGUGUGCAAGGGGAUGGAUUAAUUUUAUCAACAACAUCUGGCAGUACUGCAUAUUCAUUGGCAGCUGGAGGAUCGAUGGUUCAUCCACAGGUCCCCGGCAUCCUGUUUACGCCAAUAUGUCCGCAUUCCUUGUCCUUUCGGCCUCUGAUAUUACCGGAGCACGUGACAUUGCGAGUGCAAGUACCUUUCAAUAGCAGAAGCCAUGCAUGGGCAUCAUUCGAUGGUAAGGACAGGAAACAGUUAGCAGCAGGAGAUGCUCUUGUGUGCAGCAUGGCGCCUUGGCCGGUGCCUACAGCGUGUCAGGUUGAUUCCACCAGUGACUUCUUACGCAGCAUCCAUGAGGGCCUCCACUGGAAUCUAAGAAAGACUCAGUCUUUUGAUGGUCCUCGAGAUUCCUAACUUCCUUUUUCCCAUUAGUUGUUACAUAUAUAAAAGAAAGCUAUUAUAGUUGGUAUCUACUUAUUUUCAGAGACCCCUCACUGCUUAGUGUCAUCAUAGGAGGGAGGUGGGAGAAACUGACUAUUCUUCUCUGUUCUUAUUGUGUUUUUUUCCCCAAUAUGAAUAGGGCACUUGAUGUAUACUAUGGAAUUAGAGCUGCUGAAUGUAUGUUGUUGAUGAUGAAAAAUAGGCCGUAGAAAAUGUUUGUAAUAACAUCAAUUCUUCAAUUGUCAAAGAAAUUUGUAAAGCUAGAAUUGUUUACUAUGAAUAAAUACAAGAAAAUCAAAUUAUUAAACUUCUUAUACCA
Corylus avellana is the source of this 2116-nucleotide messenger RNA. It is a transcript of the gene NADK1, whose product is annotated as NAD kinase 1. NCBI's taxonomy places the organism in Eukaryota, Viridiplantae, Streptophyta, Magnoliopsida, Fagales, Betulaceae. The record is from RefSeq and is a predicted model, not a curated record. Gene Ontology annotation, molecular function: NAD+ kinase activity. Gene Ontology annotation, biological process: NAD+ metabolic process; NADP+ biosynthetic process.